Vicia villosa (hairy vetch) is the source of this 1149-nucleotide messenger RNA. RefSeq lists its product as uncharacterized. The transcript is spliced from 2 exons. NCBI's taxonomy places the organism in Eukaryota, Viridiplantae, Streptophyta, Magnoliopsida, Fabales, Fabaceae. Bases 1 to 1149 code for a protein of 382 amino acids. Gene Ontology annotation, molecular function: nucleic acid binding; RNA-DNA hybrid ribonuclease activity. The record is from RefSeq and is a predicted model, not a curated record.
AUGGGAGAGUCGUGGAUCAGAGGGUUGAAUGAAGGUAUGGUGAGAGGCCCUCAGCAACAAGGUGUGUAUGGUAUGUCCGUUAGUGAGCUUCUGUCGCCUCUCGGUAAGUGUUGGAAUGUCCAAGCUAUAAAGCUUCUGUUUGAUUAUGGGAUUGCGGAGGAUAUUAUUCACACUCCUUUGGUUGAGGAUGUCGUGGAAGAUAAAUUGAUUUGGAAAGAGGAGAAAGAUGGUUGCUAUAGUGUGCGUUCGGGGUAUAGAUUGUGGAGGAAAACACAUGGUUCCCCUGAUUCCAAUCGUGUGGAAGGGGAUUGGUGUAGUCUAUGGAACAUUAAGGCCCCUCCGAGAGUUAAGCAUCUUAUUUGGAGGAUUUGUAGAGAUUGCCUUCCCACAAGAAGUUUGUCCAAUAUUAUUGAUUCCCGUAUUAUUAAUUAUCAUGAUGAUGUUGCUUCUGUUCUUCUGGAUAUCUGUAGUAGUGAGGAUAGUAGUAUGUUGGCAGGGAGAGUUGCGGUUAUGGUUGAUAUUUUGUGGAGAAACCGUAACAACAUGAUUUGGAACAAUGAGAGUGAUACUUAUUCUAAACUUGGUUUGUCUGCUUUCUGUAGUUGGCAGGAGUGGUUUGUGGCUCAGGAUAUUGGAAAUCGGGAUCAAGUGCGUCCUUAUCCGCUGACUUGGAACCCCCCGUUGGAAGGUAGAUUAAAAUGCAAUGUUGACGCAGGGUUUAAUAUUAUUCGGGGUUCUACCAAUAGAGGCUGGUGUAUUCGAGACCAUCUGGGGCAUUUCAUCUCUGCUGGUACCGCUUGGGAUUUUGGUUCCUUCCCAAUCCUGGAAGCGGAAGCUUUGGCCCUCAAAGAAGCCAUCCUUAGUGCUAUUGAUUUGCAUCUUGAGUAUGUUAUUUUCGAGAGUGAUUCUCAAAAUACGAUUCAUGCCAUUUGUUCUGAUGUUAAUGGUUUCUCCGAGUUUGGUACUAUUAUUUCGUCUAUUCGUAGUUUAUUGGAUAAUUUUCCCAACUUUGAGGUAAAGUUUGUAAAGCGCCAAGCGAAUUUGGUUGCUCAUGCCUUAGCUAAGGCGGCCAAUUUUUGGAUUAGGCGUAGUUUCUUUAAUGUGGUUCCUCCUUGUAUUGACCUUUUGAUUAUUAAUGAUAUGAGUUGA